AUGAACUCCGUCACAAACACCGCUGAAGGAAACACUCAAAUGACUGAAGAAAAUACUCAAACACAGUCACAAACUACUGAAAGAGCUUUAGGACAAGCAGAUAAUGAAGAUCAAAUUAUUACAUCAAAAGGUGAAGAAGAGGGGGAUGAAUCAAAUGUUGAUGGAUCAAGAAAGAGAAAAAAAUCUUUAGCUUGGUUACAUUUUGAGAAAUUGCCUCCAGAGCAAUGGAAAAAUGGAGAACCAAGGGCAAAGUGCAAGUAUUGCCCAACAACAAUUGCCUGCCACCCUACCACACACAGGACAAUGGAUAAUGCUUCUUCAAAUGACAUUGCAAUAUCAACUUUGAAAGAUGUGUUGAAACAUUGGAAUGGUCUAGUUUGCGAUGGGGAGUUCUUAUACUUGCGUUGUUGUGCACAUAUUCUGAAUCUUAUUGUUUCUGAUGGUGUGAAGGAGAUACAUAGGUGUAUUAAAGCAAUUCAGAAUGCCAUUAAAUAUGUAAGAUCCUCACCUGCAAGGUUUCGUAAGUUUAAGGAUCUAGUGGAAAAAAUGAAAAUUGAUUCGAAGAGUCUAUUAAGCAUGGAUUGCCUAACAAGGUGGAAUUCAACCUACAUGAUGCUGGAAAAUGCUAUUAAAUUUAGUAGUGUUUUUGAAAGAAUGGCAAAAGAAGAUAGGGAUUACACAAACCACUUCUUGGAGAAGAAUUUAAUUGGUCCUCCUGAUGCAUAUGAUUUGAGACAAGCUAAAGUUUUCUGUAGCUUCUUGCAAGAGUUUCAUGACAUCACAUUGCAAUUUUCUGGAUCAACCACUGUCACCUCAAAUAUAUGCUUUCAAAAUAUAGUUGAUGUGUUUACUAUUCUAAAUGAGCAUGCAAAGGAUCCUAAUUCUUUACUAUGUGAGAUGGCUAUGAGGAUGAAGAUUAAGUAUGAUAAGUAUUGGGGUGACUUGCAAACUCUUAAUCCUCUUUUGGUGAUAGCAGUGGUACUUGACCCCAAGUAUAAAAUGAAAUAUCUCACCUUUGCCAUUGAGGAGAUGUUUCAAAGCCAAGCACAACGUGAACACAUGUUAAAAAUAGUCUCAACCGUCUUGUAUCAAUUGUAUGAUUGUUAUUCGGGUGGGCUUGACACAUCUCAGUUUCAUAUGCAAAUUCAAGGACAAAGGAAUAGACAAGUUGUAAGUGAAACUACUACUGCAUCUACCUAUGCUUCAGAACAAUCAGGCUCAACUAUAACUUCUGUGCAUCGUAAGCGAUUAGCUCAAAGGUUUGUUGCCCGAUUUGAGACUGAGACUCAAUCAGAUAAGUAUGCAGAGGUGGAGAAGUAUUUGCAAGCUGAGUUAGUUGAAGCACAUGAGCUUGGCUUUGAUAUUUUGGCCUGGUGGAACCUUAAUGCUGUGAAGUACAGAGUCCUUUCAAUGAUUGCAUGUGAUGUUUUAGCCAUGCCCGUGUCUACUGUGUCUUCAAAAUCUACAUUUAGCACGGGGGGUCGUGUGAUUGAUGACUUCAGGAGUUUAUCCCCAAAAAUGGUUGAGGCAUUAAUUUGUACACAAAAUUGGCUAUCUCCAUCAAGAGUGAAGCUGAAAGGACUAGACAUUGAUAACUUCAAUGAAACUGAGAUUGCAGCACAUGGUAAUAUCUAUCUUUUAGUAGCAUUUGAUUGA
Neltuma alba is the source of this 1656-nucleotide messenger RNA. RefSeq names its product zinc finger BED domain-containing protein RICESLEEPER 2-like. Bases 1 to 1656 code for a protein of 551 amino acids. The transcript is spliced from 2 exons. NCBI's taxonomy places the organism in Eukaryota, Viridiplantae, Streptophyta, Magnoliopsida, Fabales, Fabaceae. The record is from RefSeq and is a predicted model, not a curated record. Gene Ontology annotation, molecular function: protein dimerization activity; DNA binding.